Molecule: messenger RNA, 840 nt
Organism: Lasiosphaeria miniovina
Lineage: Eukaryota; Fungi; Ascomycota; Sordariomycetes; Sordariales; Lasiosphaeriaceae
Exons: 2
Coding region: 1-840 (279 amino acids)
Cellular component (GO): cytoplasm
Source: RefSeq, a predicted model, not a curated record
AUGCCCUCUCCUCCACCAAACCACCUGGUCGUCGUCUGCGGGCAUGCCAUCUGGACCGACGGCCCGGCGAACGGCUGGGACGAGCGCGAGUGGCUGAUCGAGAGCUACAAGCGCGGCGAGACCCCCACCUUUAUCGAACACAUCCGCGCCGGCGUGCGCGUGCUGGCCGGCGACGAGCGCGCUGUUUUGGUGUUUUCUGGCGGCCCGACGCGCAGCGAGACACAGCUGUCCGAGGCCCGGAGUUACUACAACCUGGCGGCGGCGAACGGCUUCUUCGAGCUCCUCCCCCUUGCUAGUACCAGCAGGAUCCUGCUCGAGGAGCGCGCGCUGGACUCGUACUACAACAUCCUCUUCUCCGUCGUCGAGUUCUGGCGCGCGCACGCCGCCUGGCCCGAGCGCCUCACCAUCGUCAGCCACGCCUUUAAGCGCGCGCGCCUCGUCGACGCCCACUGCGCCGCCAUAGGGUUUCUCCCGCUGGACCGUGUUGGGUUUGUCGGCAUCAACCCGCCAGGGGUGGGGGAGAGCCGCCUGCCGGAGAGCACGGGGGUGUCUGGCGAUGGCGGCGGCGCACAUAUCUCGCGGGAAAAGGCCGAGGCUAUGCAGGGCGUCCAGCUGGUGGUGGGCCAGUGGGCUGACGACCCCCACGGCGUGGGAGAGGCGCUCGCGGGGAAGAGGCGCGCGCGGAACUGCUGGGCCGUGGACCAGCGGCUUUUCUUCAGCGAGGAGGAGCGGGUACGCAGUGGUGUUGGCACUCGGGUGCUGGGCGAUGGGAGCGAGGCACUGGGAGAUAACGGAGUGACGCCUUGGGGGACGAUGGGGGAUGAUAUAGAGGCUAGGUAG